Molecule: messenger RNA, 4330 nt
Organism: Pangasianodon hypophthalmus (striped catfish)
Lineage: Eukaryota; Metazoa; Chordata; Actinopteri; Siluriformes; Pangasiidae
Gene: usp25
Product: ubiquitin specific peptidase 25
Exons: 26
Coding region: 172-3648 (1158 amino acids)
Biological process (GO): protein deubiquitination; regulation of protein stability
Cellular component (GO): nucleus; cytosol
Molecular function (GO): cysteine-type deubiquitinase activity; protein binding; cysteine-type endopeptidase activity
Source: RefSeq, a predicted model, not a curated record
ACACGACGCGACUCUUUUUCUAUCCCAUGCCUGCGCUUCCCAUGGCGCCCGCUGCUGCGCUGCUAAGCGGGGGGACGUUUUAACUAACUAUUAUUUAACUUAGGAGUUUCUGUUUCACGCGUUUAUUUUUUUUAAUUCGUUAUUUCAUUUCAUUUGCAACCUGGAGCGGCCAUGACCGUGGAGCAGAAUGUCCUCCAGCAGCACUCUCAGAAGCACCAACAGACGUUACUGAAUCAGCUGAGGGAAGUUACUGGAACUACAGAUGUUCAGCUGUUACAGCAGGCCUUACAGGUCAGCAAUGGUGACCUAGCUGAGGCAGUAGCCUUUCUUACAGAGAAGAAUGCCAAAGUCCCUCAACAGGAUGAAGCCACCUACUAUCAAACCACACAGAUCGGCAACGACAGAUACAUCAGCGUGGGCAGCCAGGCCGACACGAAUGUGAUCGAUCUGACAGGAGACGAUAAAGAUGACCUUCAGAGAGCCAUCGCGCUCAGCCUGGAGGAGUCCAACCGGGCCUUCAGAGAGACGGGCAUCACGGAUGAGGAGCAGGCAAUCAGCAGGGUGCUGGAGGCAAGUAUAGCGGAGAACAAAGCCAGCCUGAAGCGCACACACACUGAGGUGUGGAGCGACUCGCCCAACCCUCAUGACAGGAAGCGGCAGGGUAACUGCCCUGUGGGGCUGAAGAAUGUGGGCAACACCUGCUGGUUCAGCGCCGUCAUACAAUCCUUGUUUAACCUGCUGGAAUUCCAGAGACUAGUGUUGAACUACUCUCCUCCUACCCGGGUGCAGGAUUUACCCCGAAACCAGAAGGAGCACAGGAAUCUGCCCUUCAUGCAGGAGCUGAGGCAUCUCUUCUCCUUGAUGGUGGGAUCCAGGAGGAAAUACGUCGACCCGUCCAAGGCUGUGGAGAUCCUCAAGGAUGCCUUUAAGUCCAGCGAGUCGCAGCAGCAGGAUGUAAGUGAGUUCACUCACAAACUGCUAGACUGGCUGGAGGACGCGUUCCAGAUGAAGGCAGAGGAAGACAGAGAGGAUGAGAAGCCAAAGAACCCGAUGGUGGAGCUGUUUUAUGGCCGGUUCCUGGCUGUAGGUGUCCUUGAAGGAAAGAAGUUUGAGAACACAGAGAUGUUCGGACAGUACCCGCUACAGGUGAACGGCUUCAAAGACCUACAUGAGUGUUUAGAGGCCGCCAUGGUGGAGGGCGAGAUCGAAUCUCUGCAUUCUGCUGAAAACUGUGCCAAAUCUGGACAGGAGCACUGGUUUACUGAACUUCCCCCAGUUUUGACCUUCGAGCUGUCACGGUUCGAGUUUAACCAGGCUUUGGGCCGACCUGAGAAGAUCCACAACAAGCUGGAGUUCCCCCCAAUGCUCUACAUGGACAGGUACAUGGACAGGAAUCGUGAAAUCACACGGAUCAAGCGGGAGGAGAUCAGAAGACUGAAGGAGCAUCUGACCGUCCUCCAGCAGCGGCUCGAGAGGUAUCUCAGUUAUGGCUCGGGUCCUAAGAGGUUUCCUCUGGCUGAUGUUCUACAAUAUGCCAUGGAGUUUGCCUCCAGCAAGCCUGUGUGCACUUCCCCCAUAGAGGACUUCGACACAUCAGCGCCACCUGGUGGCACAACAGCACUGGUGCCUCCUGCACCAAGUGUGGCGGAGCAGGGCCCUUUAGCCCCUCCAGACGGCUCCGGGACUUCUCCUCAGCCUCAGCCUCAGCCUCAGCAGCAGCAGCAGCAGCAACAGCGUGUGCCCAUCCACAAGCCCUUCACCCAGUCACGUGUGCCCCCAGACCUGCCCAUGCACCCCGCACCCCGCCACAUCACAGAGGAGGAGCUGCACGUGCUCGAGGGCUGCCUGCACCGCUGGAGGAGCGAGGUGGAGAAUGACACGCGAGAUCUUCAAGGGAGUAUAUCCAGAAUCCACAGAACAAUCGAGCUCAUGUACUCGGACAAGACGAUGAUGCAGGUGCCGUAUCGGCUGCACGCAGUCCUGGUGCACGAGGGCCAGGCCAACGCAGGCCACUACUGGGCGUACAUCUAUGACCCACAGCACCACUGCUGGAUGAAAUACAAUGACAUCUCGGUGACCAAGUCAUCGUGGGAGGAGCUGGUGAGGGACUCGUUCGGCGGCUACCGGAAUGCCAGCGCUUACUGCCUCAUGUACAUCAACGACAAGAAGCCCUUCCUCGUCCAAGAGGAGUUUGAUAAGGAGACGGGCCAGGUGCUGAGCGGCCUAGAUAAGCUGCCUCCGGACCUGAAGGAGUAUGUGAAGGAGGACAACCAGCAUUUUGAGCGUGAGCUGGAGGAGUGGGACGCCAUGCAGGCCAGGAAAGCCCAGCAGGAGAAGCUGGCCAUGGCCGCAGCCGCCGCUGCCGCCGCAUCUCCUCGUCCCCUGAGCACCGAGACGAGCCCUGCCGAGAGCACGGCUUGCCAGCAGGACCCGGACUACAUGGAGCAGCCUUCGCCCACGGACGACUCCAAACACCUGCAGGAGGACACGGAGAGAGCCAUCAACAAAGCUGCAGCUCAACAGGAUGAGAAGAAUCCCGAGGCUCUGCUUUACGCUGCGGAGUCCCAUGCAUCCCCUGCCCAAACCCCUCCCCCUGACCCUGCACAGGAUGGCGCCGCCUCCACCGCAGUCGCUCCCCAUCGGGUGGUGGAGGUGGCCAUCCCUCAUGUAGGAACCUUCGUCAUUCAGUCACAAGAGGGGGGGUACGAUGACGAGACAAUGAUGACUCCAAACAUGCAGGGUAUUAUAAUGGCCAUUGGCAAAGCCAGGAGUGUGUAUGACAAGUCUGGUCCCGAAGCAGCCUUCUUCAAGGCACUUAAAGUCGAGUACACUCGUUUGCUGCGGUUAGCGCAGGAAGACACGGCACCUCAGAACGAUCAUCGGCUACAGCACAUCAUCGUUUACUUCAUCCAGAACCAGGCACCCAAGAAGAUUCUGGAGAGAACCCUGCUCAUGCAGUUCGCAGACAGAAACCUCGGCUUUGAUGAGAGAUGUAAGAACAUCAUGAAGGUGGCGCGCGCCAAGCUCGAGCUCAUCAAGCCCGACGAAGUCAACAUGGAGGAAUACGAGAUGUGGCAUCAGGACUACAGAAAUUUCCGCGAGACUACAAUCUUCCUAAUGAUUGGCCUUGAGCUCUUUCAGAAGAAAAGUUACGUGGAGGCACUGAUGUACCUGGUGUACUCGUAUCAGUACAACAAAGAGCUGCUGUCCAAAGGGCCGUACCGAGGGCAUGAUGAAGAGCUCAUAGGCCAUUAUCGCAGAGAGUGCCUGCUGAAGCUGAACGAGCAUGCGGCGGCCAUGUUCGAGAGCGGCGAGGAGCUGGAGGUGAACAAUGGCCUGAGCAUCAUGAACGAGCUGGUGGUGCCGUGCAUCCCUCUGCUGCUGCUUGAUGAGAUGGAGGAGAAGGACAUGGUGGCUGUGGAGGACAUGAGGAACCGCUGGUGCUCAUAUCUGGGCCAGGAGAUGGAGCCUAAUCUUCAAGAGAAACUGACCGAUUUCCUCCCCAAGUUGCUCGACUGCUCUACAGAGAUCAGGAGCUUCUGCGAGCCACCCAAGCUUCCAUCGUACUCCACCCUGGAGCUGUGCGAGCGUUUCGGCCGCGUCAUGGCCUCCCUCACGCUCAGCCGAACACCCGCUGACGGCAGAUGAGCUCUUCACGGACCUCUCUUAACCCAACACCUCCCCAAACCCCCUCCCGCCCCCACCACCAUCCCCCAAAGCCUUCCUCCAAAGCAGGGCUGCUUCAGCUGUUACUUCUCUUUAGUUCUCAUUUUUAUCAUCUUUAUCCGUAUCAUUAUCACUAGCAUUUGGAGAUUUCGCUCAUCUUUUAAAGCUAAUAUGGCACAGAGGAGAAGGAAAAUGAGCGUUAACAAAAUGGGAUUACAAACUUCACAGCUUAGAAUUUGCAGCAUGCUCUGGCUUUAUCAAGCGAGGUUGAAAAUGUAUUUGGUUAUUUUAUUGUUGUUUUUAAUUUGCUUUUUUUUUUUUUUUUCAACAAUCACAUUUUUUCAUGAGUCUACCCUUUUUGUAAAAAGGAAAGACCUGCUGCUCAGCCACCCCUUUAUUACAGCGUUAUCGCACUCGUUUUGUUUUUCUAAAGGACGGGACUGAACGUGAAGACCAGGAGAGUCAGAGAUGGCUCGAGAUGUAUAGAGAUGUGUGUAUAGGUCUUUGACCUGAGGACUGAAACUCUCAAGUUUUAAGUGCUGUGCUAGGCAGCCGGGGACACGCCUCGCGGCUUGUUAAUACAUUGAGAGAAUAAAGUUUUAUUUAUGGCGCUUUUAGGCCAGAUACCUGUUUUGCUCAAUUAAAGCUUGUUAUUUUGAAUUAA